AAAGCCUUUUUGUCUGUCAUUGGCAUUGAACGACAUUGGUUGCUUAUAAGACUUGAGUGUUGUGUGCGUGAAUUUGAUAUCGUGUUGAUAAGUCCUUGAGGUGCUUGUGUACUGAGAAGAGAUUUAUCGAUAGUAUAAUCAGUUUAUCGAAGACAGCACCGUCAUGCCUGAGGUACGAGUAGAAGAAGCACAGAGGUUUAUGGAGGAGAGUCUGUUGGCUGGAGGGGCGCCGCUAUCGGAGGCUAAGGCACACGCUGACCUUCUGCUCCACGCGGACAUUGUUGGGCACUAUAGCCAUGGCAUGAACAGACUUGAGCUAUACAUAAACGAUAUGAAGUCAGGUGUCUGCAAUCCACACGCGGAACAGAUAAUCCUGAAGGAAACUGCUGCGACCGCAUGGGUGGACGGCUGUGAUGGUCUGGGAGCCACCGUUGGAAACUUCUGCAUGGACUUAGCCAUCAAAAAGGCCAAGGAGUUCGGAGUUGGAUGGGUUGCUGUAAAACGUUGCAACCACAACGGCAUGGCUGGCUACUGGGCACUGAAAGCCGAGAAGGAAGGUCUUAUAGGCAUGUCGUUUACGAACUCUGCACCCAUCAUGGUCCCUACAAGAUCGAAGCAGAGAGCUUGUGGCACAAACCCAAUUUCAUUGGCCGCACCUGCGACCGGUGGUGAUUCUAUUGUUGUUGAUCUGGCGACCACUACUGCUGCUAUGGGAAAGGUCGAGAUGCAAGUACGUAAAGGUGAACCGCUACCCGAAGGAUGGGCUUUAGGUCCGGAUUGCAAACCAACUACAGAUCCACAGUUGGCGUUUGAAACUGGCCACCUUUUACCUUUGGGCGGUUUCGAGAAAACCAGCGGAUAUAAGGGAUACUGCCUCAGUGCUAUGGUAGAAGUGUUAUGCAGUGGACUUUCUGGAUCCCGUGCAACUCACAACGUACCCCAAUGGUCUCACACACAGACAGAGGCUCCGAACCUAGGGCAGUGUUACGUAGCGGUGGAUCCCGACUGCUUCGCUCCCGGCUUCGGGGAGAGAAUAGCCGAUUGCUUGCAACACUGGAGAAACUUGGAACCGGUUGAUCCAACGCUUCCCGUGCUUGCACCAGGGGACAAGGAAAAAAAGAAUGCGAAGAUCACAAAUGCAAGAGGCACCAUAAUGUAUCCACAGUCACAGUUAGAUUCCGCGCAAAUCUUUGCCGAAAGAAUCGGCAUACGACCUCUGGAAGCUGUUAAAGCAUGAACAAGUGAAAGGUUCAUAUUCACCGUCCUAUAAAAUAAUUAAUUAAAGCAGUAUUUCUAUAAAUAAAAUUUGUUUCUUUAUUAU
Molecule: messenger RNA, 1321 nt
Organism: Pararge aegeria (speckled wood butterfly)
Lineage: Eukaryota; Metazoa; Arthropoda; Insecta; Lepidoptera; Nymphalidae
Product: (2R)-3-sulfolactate dehydrogenase (NADP(+))-like
Exons: 9
Coding region: 164-1237 (357 amino acids)
Molecular function (GO): oxidoreductase activity
Source: RefSeq, a predicted model, not a curated record